UUGAAAUUUUUAAAAGUUUGUCAAGUAAUUUCUGCUCAGCAAGUGGUUAUGGGAUUUCGUUUACUAACGCAAUGUAUUUUGCGCACUUUUCCCCCUUAGAUUACCAAUGAAAGCAGCACUAUUGGUGUCUUUUGGUUGGUCCGCAAAACUAUGAUGUUCGGCUUGAACUGAUUGCAUGUGGCCGUGCAAUUAAUGAACAAAUAAGUACCAGGUAAGUUAAUUCGGCAACGGCACCUAUAACUCUUGACCCAGUUUUGCAAAACCUAUGCCAUUACAUAUAUUCUGCCAGGUUUUUUAAAAUAUUACGGGCCUAUCUUUUCAUUUCUUGAUUGGUAAAGUGCUUUUUAUCCGGAGUGUAAACAAAAAAUCACAAUUUAUGUGGCGGGAGGAGGUCAACGGCGCCAUUCGUUCACAUAGCGGUACUCCGAUGAUCUGAAGCGUCAAUGAUCAAGCAGUGUGAAUUUGCGGGUUAAAUAGAGAAUGUUACUUUUACUUGUUUUCAUCGUAUCUAUAGUUGUCGUGUACGUGUAUUUUAAAUGGAAUUUUACGUAUUGGAAACGAAGAAAGGUGCCAUUCAUAAAUCCAUCGAUACCGUUUGGUACUGCCGAAAACCCAUUCGCUAGAAAGGAAUACAUAGGACACCGCAUUCAAAAAUAUUACACCAACUUUAAAGCUAAAGGAUGGAAUCAUGUAGGUCUGUACUUCUUUUCUUCACCCAGUUAUUUACCUAUACAUCCCGAUUACAUAAGAAACAUAAUGAGCAAGCAUUUUCGGUACUUCACCGAUCGUGGGACAUAUGCGAACGAAAAGGGCGACCCGCUUAGCGCACAUCUUUUUAAUUUGGAAGGUGAAAAAUGGGGAAAGUUACGUAAAAAACUAACGCCGACUUUCACGUCGGGAAAAAUAAAGCUUAUGUUUCCAACCCUGGUGCGAUGCAGUGAGACGCUCGUAAAAGCGAUUGGAAAAAGCAACCCUAUCGAGGCAAAGGAACUUUUAGGCUGUUUCACAACCGACGUUAUCGGCUCCUGUGCUUUCGGCGUAGAGUGUGACAGUUUUGCUAAUCCUGAUAGUGAAUUUCGACGGUAUGGGAAAAGCGUCUUCACAACAGUAAUAAAAGGACAGACGCUGGCGUCUGCGAUAGCAAUGGUAAACCCUGGCCUGGCCCAAUGGCUGAAUAUCAAGCUUAUACCAAAUCACAUCACACAGUUUUUCAUGAAAUUGGUACAUGACACCGUUUCCUAUCGAGAAACUAAUGCACUCAAUCGAAGAGAUUUUAUGCAAAUUUUGAUUGACUUGAAGAACAGUAAAAGUGACGAUGACCGCCUCUCGAUCGAAGAAAUGGCCGCGAACACCUUCGUAUUCUUCCUGGCUGGCUUCGAAACGUCAUCAACCACCAUGGCGUUCUGUCUAUACGAGUUGGCGAAAAAUCCGGCAAUUCAAGACACACUUCGGCAAGAGAUUUCGGCAAUUGUAGAAAAACACCAGGCGGUUACAUAUGAGGCGGUUACGGAAAUGAAGUACCUCUCCCAAGUACUCGACGAAACCUUACGUAAAUACCCACCUGCACCCUUAAUACCGCGCGUGUGCGUCGAGGAUUAUCAAAUACCAGGAAGUGACGCCACCAUCGGUAAGGGGACCAGAAUCUACAUUCCCGUCUUCGCGUUACACCACGAUCCCGAAUACUUCCCAAAUCCUGAAGAAUUCGUACCAGCGAGGUUCUCAGAUGAAAAUUCCAUCCAACGGCAUCCUUACGUUUACCUGCCGUUUGGUGAAGGACCACGAAUUUGCAUAGGUGCCCGUUUCGGACUAAUGCAAGCUAAGGUUGGAUUGAUCGCGCUUUUGAGGAAAUUUGCGUUUCGCCUGCAUGAAAAGACCGGAAGCUCCCUGCAGUUUGAUCCCACCAACCUAAUUCCCACCGCGAAGGACGGGAUUUGGCUAAACGCGCGUGAGUUGUAAAAAUUGGAAUGGAAAAAUUGGUGGUUGUCAACAAGCUGUAUUCGGAAUGAAUGGGUGGACAAUCGCUUCAAACUAAUGGUACAAGAGAUCUUCAAGUUACAGUAUGACAACUUAGACUAAUUAGUAAAUAAAAAUACUAUAGUGAGCAAAUUCUUUGAUGCACCAAUUACAUAUCUAAUAUCAGUCAUAAAGAAAUAAUAUUAUAGCAUGCUACGGGGGUUCCUUCUGAUCUUG
This is a messenger RNA of Photinus pyralis (common eastern firefly), 2190 nucleotides long. Its product is annotated as cytochrome P450 6a2-like. NCBI's taxonomy places the organism in Eukaryota, Metazoa, Arthropoda, Insecta, Coleoptera, Lampyridae. The coding region runs from base 481 to 1956 and encodes 491 amino acids. Gene Ontology annotation, molecular function: oxidoreductase activity, acting on paired donors, with incorporation or reduction of molecular oxygen; heme binding; iron ion binding. The record is from RefSeq and is a predicted model, not a curated record. The transcript is spliced from 3 exons.